This is a messenger RNA of Andrographis paniculata, 2173 nucleotides long. RefSeq lists its product as uncharacterized. Gene Ontology annotation, biological process: response to gibberellin; response to auxin; response to ethylene. NCBI's taxonomy places the organism in Eukaryota, Viridiplantae, Streptophyta, Magnoliopsida, Lamiales, Acanthaceae. The record is from RefSeq and is a predicted model, not a curated record. The coding region runs from base 687 to 1739 and encodes 350 amino acids. Gene Ontology annotation, molecular function: DNA binding; zinc ion binding. The transcript has 3 exons.
AUGUAUAUAUAAAAUUUAGGGGGUUCGAAAAGGGUCUAGGUUUCAUAGAAAAAUUUUAAAAAUAGCAAGUUGGUUCUAAAAUUAAAAGCUAGAAAUCAACAGUAAGUUAUAAUAUAAUGUGAAAUUGUAGUACUUGGGAAUGGGAAUACAACCUUCCCCAGAUGAAUGCAUCAAGUCUACACUAGCCUUUUGUUUAUUGUCAACAAUCUUCUACUACUACUAUUAUUUAUUAAUCAAUAAUUAUCAACCAAGUUUAGUUUUAUAGUAUGUGUGAUGUGUUUACUUUUAUUCUUGAGUGAGAGACCGAAAAGUAUGUGAUGUGAAGCAAGGUUCAUUGAUUAGUAGGAAAUAAAUAUAUAAAAAAUAUCUAAAAGAAUAUAUAUUAAAGAUUAAUUAAUAAUGCACAUCCAAUCAUGUGCACUUGGUGUGCAAACAUUACACCAAUUAUCAAUAUAUAUAAAUCAGCAAACAGUACAUAUUAUAAAUAUUACACUUGCCAAUAUAAUGCAGGAGGCUACAGCUACUUAUAACUCUUUCUUUCUCUCUGCAUGUUAGUUGAUAUAUAUAUGCACUAUAGCUAUUUGUUUGUGUGUUUGCAACUAGCUAGGAAUUGAGGGUGAGAGAGAGAGAGAGAGAGAGAGAGAGAGAGAGGUGUAUGGUGUUGUGAUUGAAAUUAAGAAAUAGAGAUGGGAAUUAGGAAGUGCUCUCAUUGUGGGAACAUAGGCCACAACUCAAGAACUUGCCAAAUAAUAAUUAAUACCACUUGCAGCGCAGCUCCUGCAAUCAUCAAUGGCGGUGAGGCCGAGGCUGAAGAUGAGGGUGAGGGUGAGGGUGAUGGGGUCUUCUUCUUCAGGCUGUUUGGUGUGCAUCUUGAAUAUAUCUCCUCUUCCUCUUCCUCUUCCUCUUCUGCUUCUGCAUCUGAAUCUGAUUGUGCCUCCUCGUCAACAUUAAUAAGCCCCAAUACUAAUAACAAUAUCAUCAAGAAAAGCCUCAGCUUGGACUGUCUGCAGCAGCCAAAGACCUCCAAUUACUCGCAACCAAUGAAUCAUUAUCGUUAUCAUCUAACCUCCUCUUCAUCAUCAUCUUCAUCAUCUUCCCCAUCUCUCCAAAACAGUAAUACCACUUCUACUACAUCCAUUGCUUAUCUCUCUGAUGGCCUCAUUGCUCGCCCUCCCGACACAAGGAAAGUUGGUAAGUGUGCAGGGCGAGCAGGGGUUCCAUGGUCAGAAGAGGAGCACUGGGCGUUCCUGAUAGGGCUGGAGAAGCUUGGCAAAGGAGACUGGAGGGGCAUCUCCAGGCACUUCGUCACUACCAGGACUGCAACUCAGGUUGCCAGCCAUGCCCAGAAGUACUUUCUCCGACGACGACAAACCCCCACCUGCACCAGUUCUACUGCUCAUCUUCAUAACCACCACCACAAGAGACGACGCUCCAGCCUCUUCGACCUCAGCCACCACCAGGUUGGAGGAGGUGGUGACGUCGACAUUAUUAAUGCAGGUGGCUAUGGUGGUUUACGCAUAGAUUUGAAUUCUUCUGCUGCUGCAUCGUCAAUAUCACCCAAUAUUUCGUCAGACGAAGAAUACAACAAAACCACUGCACCUUCAGGAGACUCUUCCUCCACAUUCUCAUCCUCCCCAAUUACUCCAAUGAUCACUACUGAUAAACUGGAGCUUAAACUCUCAUCUUCAUCGUCAUCGACGAGAAUGGGGGCGGGGGAGGGGCCUAUCGCCGUCACCUGACUGUCUUCUCUGUCGGUCGGUCAUAUCAUCCAAUUAUAUAUAUAUAUAUUAAUCAAAUAUAAAUGCAUGCAUUUCUUCCUUCUAUUUUCUCACUCCACCAAUAUAUAUUAUUAACUAACUGUGGAUUAUAUAUAUAUAUGUAUGUAUAUGUAUAUUUGCAGAUCCACAUGCAUGCAUGAAUCUUGUAUUAUUAGUUAAUUAAUUAUGUAGAUAUACACAAAUAGUAAAGUUGCACUGCAAUAUGAUGCCUAAUAAUUCCACUGGUUGCCCUCUUUAUUGAUUGACAGUGAUCUGUGCUUAAUUAAUCACUAUUAGUUGGGCUGCAAAAUAAUUAAUGAUGUAAAGGACAAAAUUUUAAUCUUUCAUUUGAUAAACUGAUUCAAUUGUAAAGUCAAUGACUGAUGUAUAACUAAAAGGACAAUUAUAUUAUUUUA